AAGCAUAUAUUCUUUUUCUGCAUGUAGCUCAACAGUAUGAAAGUUUUGUUUUCUUCUUGUUUCUUUUGAUGCAAAUUUGCUUUUAUCAUAGUUUGUCAUCUUUUGUUCAAUUUUACUUCCUGUUUACUUCCCUGUUGAGGACAGCUUUGCUCUAAGUUGGUUAGGUAUGGGAUGGCAGCGUGGCUGUCCACUAGUUAGUAAAUCAAAAGAGUCCAACCACAGUCCAGUUACUUGUUCUACAUUUAUAUGCACUUGGAUGGAAAGAUUGAGAAAAUUAGGGUAUUUUGUAGCUUCUGUAAAAUACAUAAAUGCAAUGGCUCUUUUGCUCAUUCCUUUCAACAUUUAGUGUUAAAAUCAAGCACAUACUUUAUAGUAAGAUAAAGCAUUAACAAUAAUUCUGUACUGAUACUGGAAUGAUCUGAAUAUAAGAAACAUUUUUGUAGGAUUAUAAUGAUGUGAUUUUUUUCUGACAAAGUGCGAAGUAUCUCAAUAAUGUGGGAAGUGCUCUUGAUUCUCACAGACAAUACUAUUCUUUCAAAGGAAAGAUCAAAAAUAUUGAUGUUUUUUAAUAUAGGGCUGACAUGACAUUCACCAUCACAGAAAAUGAAUGAAUUCAUUCUUGUUAGGUGUUGCUAAAUACCAGGGCUGAUACUAUGUAAAAGUGCUUUCUGUUGUUGUUGGUUUUUUUUAAUCCAUGCUCAUAAUAUGAAAUAGAAGUAAAGUAAGCUAUGCUUCUGUGGCUAUAAUGUUUUCUUUCCUCCUGUAUGAGCCUUCAUUUUUCCCCCAUUUUUUUUUCUACAAAUGCUGAUACUGCCAUUUCCAAGUAGUACUUGCCAACUGAGCUCCUUUUAACAAGGAAGAAAAACAGAAUUUAGUGUAGCAUAAGCAAAAUAUUUAUCAGCGUAAGUAAAGUUUUUCUUCUUCCUUGAAAAGUUUUUUCAUAUAAAUUCAUGUUUCAUAUAGACUUAUGAUAAUAGUACAAUGAAUGAAUAAGUUAAGUAAAUCACAUUUCAGAACCUAAAGAGGUCAGAUUGGUAUCGUUUACUGUCAUUUCACAUGUGCCAGGCAUUGGCCAUUUAAUAUUCUUAUCCUAGUUCUUGGACUAAAGACUUCAAUGAAAACAGUGAGAACUUGCCCACCGUCAAGCCAGGGAGGGAAAUGGAAGUGCAUCCACAGAGAUAGUGACCUGGAAAAUUGUAUCUAUGCUCUCAUGAAGGGGGUGAAUUUCUGAGGGGUUUUUCUUUGAAUUACCUACUUCCUCUGCCUUCUGCAAGAAACAAUUCUAACACUUUGUAGUGUUUAAGUAUAGCUCAAAAGGAAAAUGGAAAAGCAGAUCAUGGUCAGAUGGAUUGUCCGCUGCCAGCCUUGCAUGCACUCUUGAUCUAUGCUACCUCAGUCUGUUGUUUCAGCAGAACAUUUAGAAGAUGUUCUUCAUUUUUCCUUACCAGUGGAAAACCAAUAAGUAAUUCACAGUUGUAAAUCAAAAUAAAAUGAUUUGUUCCCUUUAGUUCCCAUCUGUAAUUUUCAAACGUUGUCUGGGCUAAAACUACUUGUAGUUAGCUUUACCAGACUACUGGUGGCUUCCUCACUUGGUAAUACAAAUAUUCUGUCUACUUUAGCAUCUACAUCACUGGCAGGUUAGAUGCAGAAAAAUAAACACUAUAUUUGCUUGUGUAACUGAAUAUGAAUUAUUGUUUUACUUAAUAAAUUCAGAACUACUGCUGGACAGGAUAUUUUUUCAGACAGUGACUUAUUUUAGUCCAUAGGAAGAAAAUACACAACACUAUCUGUGAAAAGCAUAAAAACUCAGGCAUGGUCUCAAAUAUUAAGUGUUCUAGUAAUUCUAGAAUUGCAAUUCUUAUUUAUAAUGUCUGUGUUUCAAUUAAUGUUCUAGUUUAAAAAAUUUCUAGGAUACCUUCAAGGUCAGUAUUCUCUGAAGGUUUGCUUUUCAUUGGUAUGACUAUGAAAUUAUCUUUUCUUCUUAAACAAAGCUACUGGAAAGUUAAGAGAUAAAUGAAUUCUGAAACACUGAAAAAAAAUCAGCAAUAGGUUUUGGCUUCCACUUUUAUAGGACACUUCAUACAAGAUGUGAAUAUGGCUGGCUAUUAGUGGGGUUCAGAAUAGGAUUCUCUCUCCUGUGUUUCUGAAGCCAUUCUCAGAUUUUAAAUUUAGCAGCUAGCAGAAUGUGGCAUAUAACUACUCUCUCUUUUGCCAUUAAGAUUUAAAAUAUAAAUGGAAGGAUUUGAGCUUUGUCAAAGAUGUUUGAAUCUCUACAUAAUUUUACAUCUUGUAGUGGCAACUCUGUUGAUUCUGUUAUUUAAUGAAAUGUAAUGAAAAAGACAACAGGAACAUGAACCUAUCAAGUUCCAAGCAGAUUUUUUAUGUUUGCUUUUCAUAAUUUGUUUAGCUAACAAAAAUUCCUCAUAAUAACAUUCUGAAUCUAGAUAAUACAAAAAUACUUUUAGCUGUAAAGCAUGGAAGUUAUUUUGUUGGGGAUAGAUAGAUAGAUAGAGAGAGGGAGGACGUUUCGCUUAGUUGUGAGAAUCUAAUUGCAGGAAAAAGAAAGUCAUUAAAAAGGCCUAAGGUUAAGACAUUUUGUAAGGAUGCAAACAACUUACUUGGCUGUCUCUACAAUGUGUUUAUUUGCUGUAGAAGUGAGGAGAGAGCAAUUUUGAACUAUCAGGUUCAAAGAAGCCAUAAAUCUGGAAUUAAAACUGCAAUGUUAACACUAUGUCAGAUUCCUGGUACAAAUCUGAAAACUAAGCAGAGGAAGCAUGAUAUUUAUUAGACAAGAAAAAAAUAAUCUGAUGAAUGGUUUUGGGCUUUGACAUGUACUGCUUUGUUUCUUCGUUCUUUUUUAUUUUACUCUUUGUUUUACAUGGCACAGGAGAUACACACAUACACAAGUGGUUGGAAAAAAAACAAAACAUUUUGCACAUCAUUAUCCUUCGAUGAGGGACUUGGGCCACUGUCUUCCCCGGCAGCUAGGUCAUCACUGUUGAACCUCAGCUCUCUAGUCAAUAACUUUUUAUCCAAAUCACAAUGAAAAUCUGUAGGUCUCCCUUAGCUCCUCUUGGCUGUGCAACUUUUAUCUACCUGGUGUUUCAAGUGUGGGACCAGGCUCUCAUUAAAAUAUAAAGCUUCCAAGGGUCUAAACUUUUGCUGAAAGAUGUACUUGGGGAUAUAUGAAAAACUUAUGUGAUGACCUGAGGGGUGGAUGGAAUAAAAGGGUGAAACAAAUACAUUCUGUCUCUUUUUACUAUGUUUUUAAAUGCUAGAAAUGGAAUUGGAUUUUUGGCCAAAGUUUACAAUCUUUAGCCAUGGGUAUUCUACAGUUCACUGAUGGAGACAUCCUUUACUGGGACAGGCAGUAAGACUUUAUGUCAGGCUUUAUAUUGCCUUGUACUUCAACAAAACUCUGUUUCUUGCAUUUUGGAAAUACACUGAGAACAGGAGCUCUCUAAUAUGAAUGCCUCAAAUCUUAGAUGGGUGCACCAGUUCACUCUUCUGCUGUAGACUUUCCUUGAGUUCUUGAUAUACUAUUUCUGGUGUGUUUUAUAGCUGUUACUUCUAGUGAUAUUCUUCCUCACAGAAGUAUUGUGAGGCCUUGCAUUAUUUAUAUGAAAUAAUAUUAUGGAAAUCAUAUAAAUACCAAGAAUUGAACUUUAUACAGAUCUGCCUAUUCUUUCUGUCUGAAAUUUCACAACAGUUUGUUGUCCUUCAUGGCUUCUAUUUCUGCUUUUUGGUCACCCAGUUUAUUAGCUGUCUGUACUGACGUCUUUCUGGCACUGGAAAAAAUCCAGGUUGGUUGAGCUGAGAGGAAGAUACAAUAAUUGCUUGCAGGACACUAUCUGCAUUUGAUCCACUUAAUUGGCUUAACAAUUAAUUAAUAAAUAUACACCUGUUUUGUGACUUAAAAAAUAGGCAAAGAAUCUGAUACCAUUUUUAGAUUCAUCUACAAGUCUCCACUGAUGUUUUUCCAAGACACGAAUACUCAGAAUUGCUUAGCAGCAGUAGGUUUUACACAGUAGCAUUUUAAGCAGAAAUAUUACAAUAGCAGGCCAUAUUUUAUGGAGUAGUUCCAAGAAUCAUUAUCACUCUCAAAGUGAAAAGUUAAGGCAACCUUGUGGUAUAAAAAAAAAUGUUAAAAGAAAAGCAUGAAAUCUGGCAGAUGUCCUCUGGUAAUGAAAUGCAAAGGACUUGGGAAGAUAAGAAUAAAACAUUUCCUCGCUAUGCUAAUUGGCCACUUCACAACAAAGACUCCUAUGGUUUUAUAGAUUGUAUUCUGUGCUUAAUUUCCUCACCAGCCAACCUGCCAGCAUUCUAAGCUCUCUCCUAAACUGUCUUCUGAGAUUAAUGUCCUGUCUCUGACCUGUAUAUUAUUUUGAACUGAGAUUUGGUACACUCUGUAGUCUCAUAUCCGGCUAUAGUUCAAAACAUAAAUAAGACUUCAAGAGAUGUGAUAACUUACUCAAAUUAGACUUCUGUUGCCCUUAAUCUAGAAUAAUGACAAACUUUCCCUCAAACUACUCAGGAAAAGAAAUCAGUAUGCAAUUGGCUUUCCUAGAUCAUAGGGAGUUAUGGAAUACAGAUACAAAUAUGCCUAAUAAUAUACAUAUAAUCAGGGCUGAAUGCAGUAUCUUAGAAGAUGUGACAGCUGAGCAAUAGUUUGCUCUGAAUUCUUAUAAAUUCAAGUUAUCUAAUUCAAACCACAAUUACCUGAAAUGAGCUCUGUGAGUGCUAAUACUGUGAAGAAAUGAGGUCUGAUAAACACUUUCCUGGAACCUUGAGUAAUUCGAGAUAUUGUUGUAGCAUGUUUGUAGCUUGCUGUUAGACAAAGCUUUGAUGAACUUUUGAUAAGCAAGAUCACAUGAAGAUACGUUUAAAAAGUAGAAGACAAGCUGUACACCUAAAAGAAUCCUGUACAGUGAUGAUUUUGUUUCUGCAUGGAAAACUAUACAUUCCUACUUUAAUAAGAGCAUUUUUAAUGCUCUUUGUUUUUUCCUGUAGGAUGGUAAUACAGUACUGAAUUGUAGGUUUUCAGGGAUAGCUGCAAUAUGAGUGCAGGGUUGAGUAGCUAUGUAGCUUAUAUGAAUACGUGCAUACAUGCUAUUCAAGAUAGACCUGACGGAUAUUAAAGAACCUUUGCCCCCUUCCUUAGUGAAUUUUGUUCUCUUGAACUUCUGGUUCCACACUGAGCUUCAGCUUUUCUCAUCACACAGCUCAUGACGCACAGGGCAACACAGAAUUUUGUCUGAAUUCUGCCUUUUAAAAAUAAAUUCUGUGCAAUGAUUCCUGCAUCACAACUCAUGACCUGGGAGAGAGUUCUCGUUCUGUGUAUACAGCAGAAAGAGAGUGAUAAGCCCCAGACAUUUUUCUUUCUGAACGUUUCACCAAAAUCCGUGUAGCUGAGCGCAGCACAGGGGACAUUUAAGUGCUUUUUGUGUGAAUCAUAACAGUGUGCAUACCAUUGAGUCUCAGGAGAACUGACAAUAAUUGUCGAUGUAACAUAGAAGUAAUAGAAGGCUCUUUUGUUAUGUUUUGUUUUGUUUUCAGUGUAAGCUCACAAACAAAUUGAGUAUGUUUUGUAUCUGUAGCUGAGCAUGGGUCUCUGGAGACAGGAACGUUCUGAAGUUUGGAGAUAAAAUUUUAAUUUUUUGCAGAAAUCAUUUUUUAAGAUGGACUUUGGAUGUUUCCUUGGAUGUCUUUAGUACCCUCUACUCUUUUAGCCGCAUGAUUCAGUGUUAUCACUGGUUGUUUUCAUCUAGAAUCAUUUUGUGGAAACAGCCACUCUGAUUUCAUGUUUGUUUAUUUAUUUAUUUAUUUAUUUCCUCUUAAUUCUUUAAAAACUUGUUAUUAUUUUUCUGUCUGUGAACUUUUAUAAAAACACAGGCCUCACUAUUCAGAUACACUCCCUUCUAACUGCAUGCUUGGUACUUUCUUCAAUAAUCAAUUAGUUUCACACUUAAUUAUACCUGAAAUACUUGUUUCAGACAAUCACAUUUUUUACCCUUAUGAUAUUAAAAUUAAUUAAAGUUCAGCAUCUGUAUUAUGCUGUAUUUAAUCCUGUAUUACAUAGUUCAUAGUUAAUUUCGCUAUUAUGUCAAUAUGAUGUUAGGUCCAACCUGAGACACUUCCACCGGUAAUGCACGUUUCAGUUAAACCUCCAUCUGAUUGCUUGUUGUAUGUACACUUGGGAAUCUGCAGUGAGGCCAAUCUUGUAUCUUUAAGCUCUUCCCUGGGAAUCUGUUUGGCUAGAGAAGAUCAGCAAAAGCAUUAGCUGCAAACAAAGAACCAUGCCCCAUUGUGGCAUGCAGAGUAUCUCUUUAGAAGUGCCUGCUGUCAUCUUUGCAGGCUCUCAAUAGCAAUGUAAUGAUCUUUGUCUAAUGGAGAUCUAGUUACUGUCAGCAACAGAAGGCAUAUGUCCAGAGAGAACAAAGGAGCACUUAUUUUCACAUUUCACUGAUGAUAUUAUGAUAACAUUUUUGCAUUGUCUUUAAAAAAAUAUUGUACAGGUGCUGUUGAAUUGAUAAUUAAUAAGUCCUAGUUUUAAAAUGCUAGUCAAAUUCUGUGUAGUAAUACUUUGCAUGUUACUGUGCACAGUAAAACAAUACCCUAGAUUCUUUCUUGUUUUCAGUCUUGCAUAUUUUAAUAUUUUCUUUGAUGCUAGAUAUAGAUAAGAAAUUGAUCCUGACAGUUAGCUGUAACAGCGCCUAGGUAAAUUUUGUUUAUAAUAAAUUUGUUUAUAAUUUUUCAGUUAAUCUCUCUGGCUUCAUAAAAUCUAUGAAAGUAACUAGAGAAUGGGUGGAGAAAGACACCAGGUAAAGAAGAGUCCAUAAGACUAAUGCAUGAGUGAAGACGGAAAGUAACUGUAGCUUGCUCUUGUCUGGAAAAUGUAGCAUGGUGAUCACAACACACUAUUGUCCUGUCUAUAUGGAGGGAUGGCAUACUUAUAUGUAUAGAACGUAUACAUCUGAACAUACAUGCUAUAUUGGAGCCUAAUGACAGCUGUCUACUUCUAUUCAAGGCAAUAUUUCAUAGUCAUUGAUCUCUUACUGCUAUGUAUCUUGACAUAUUCCACUGGCAUGCUGUUCCGCAUCUACAAACUCAAACUAGGAUACCUGAAGAAAACCUUUCAGCUCCUGGCUUUUCAGGUAUUAGUUGGACUGUUUCUGAAGGUGCAUUGCUGGUGAACACCACUACUAGUUUCAGUAGUGACAUGAUAUGUAAUAUGUAGUAUUAUGAUAUAAAUAUACAGUAUAAUGAUGGAUAUAAUGACGUGAUAGAGAGGAGUGUUUUUCUUCUCCAUAAAUAUAUGAUCCCGGUCUCAGAAUGUGCAGGAAAGAUGAACUGGAUACUGUCUUGGAUACUGAUGAACAGCAGAAACAACCUCUCUUGUUGAACUUAUUGAGACCAACAAACAUAAACAAUGGAUCCACUCCAAAACAAAGAUGUCUCUAUGCAGAAAUACUACUGGCUUCUAUGGUAGUGACGUCAACAAUGAAGAAGACAGUGCAGCUGAGAAUCAAGAAAAUGGCAGAGGAGCAGAUAAAGAGAGGAAGAGAGCAAAACCGAGAACCAGAAGGGGACAUGCCAGAGGGAGAGCCAGACAUGGUGGUGAGGAGGAUGGAGAUGAUGAAGAUGGGACAAGGAGAGCUGGGCAACGCAGGCAGAGGAACCGGAGGGGACGUGGACGAGCAGGUGGAAAUGAGGGCAGUGAUUCUGAGGGGGAUCCUACAAAAGCGAGGAAGAACCAGGCAAAUCAAAAAUCAAAGGAAGAUGAUGAACAAGAGGAAGAUGAAAAAGGGGGUAAGAGUGGGAAAGGCAAAAAUGAGAAGAAACAGGACAAAAAGGCUGAUAAGAAAGGGAAAAAAGAAAAGGCCAACAAGAAGAAAAAGGACAAAAAGAAAUCAGGAUCUGGCUCUGAUUCUGACUCUGAGGAGGAGCCGAUUACUGAGGAGGAAUUGGCCAAGCUGAAAGAAGAGGUAGAAGAAAAAAAGAAGCUAAUUGCCACGUUACGAAAUAAGCCAUGGAAGAUGAAAAAGAAGUUGUCAGUUCUAAAAGAAGCACAGCUUUUUGUUGAAAAAUUUGAAGGUGCUCUUGGAAAAGGGAAGGGAAAAAAGUUCUAUGCAUACAAAGUGAUGAUGACCAAGAAAUGGAUGAAAUUCCAAAGAGAUUUUGAGAAUUUUAAGACAGCCUGCAUACCCUGGGAAAUGAAAAUUAAAGAGAUUGAAAGUCACUUUGGCUCAUCGGUAGCAUCUUAUUUCAUAUUCUUACGCUGGAUGUAUGGAAUAAACAUGAUUCUCUUUGGACUGACGUUUGGACUUGUAAUGGUGCCUGAGGCUUUGAUGGGAAAGCCAUAUGGCUCUUUACCUAGAAAAACUGUUCCAAGAGCUGAAGAAGCUACGGCUAUGAACUUUGCUACUCUUUGGGAUUUUAGUGGCUUUGCACAGUAUUCUGUGCUUUUUUAUGGCUAUUACAAUAAUCAGAGGACAAUUGGAUGGCUCAAGUUCAGGAUGCCUCUUUCCUAUUUCCUUGUUGGUGUUGGGACUAUUGGCUACAGCUUUAUGAUUGUCAUUCGAACAAUGGCAAGGAAUGCAAAUGAAGAAGGUGGUGGGGAUGAUACUAGCUUUAAUUUCAGCUGGAAAAUGUUCACGAGCUGGGACUACCUGAUUGGCAAUCCUGAGACAGCAGAUAAUAAGUUUGCUUCUAUCACUACCAGCUUUAAGGAAGCUAUCGUGGAGGAGCAGGAGAGCCGAAAGGAGGAAAAUAUUCACUUGACUCGGUUCCUGAGGGUUCUUGCUAACUUCUUAGCCCUGUGCACACUUGCUGGGAGUGGCUACCUCAUAUUUUUUGUUGUGAGAAGAUCCCAGAAAUUUGCCCUGGAAGGUCUGGAGAACUACGGGUGGUGGGAAAGAAAUGAAGUAAACAUGGUCAUGUCACUUUUGGGAAUGUUCUGUCCAACCUUGUUUGAUGUUAUCAGUUCUCUGGAAAACUACCAUCCUCGAAUAGCUCUAAGAUGGCAGCUCGGACGCAUAUUUGCUCUUUUUCUUGGCAAUCUCUAUACUUUCAUUAUUGCCCUAAUGGAUGAAAUCAAUCUCAAGUUGGAAGAAGAAAAGAUAGUCAAGUAUAACAUGACAAUAUGGGAAGCCAGCCUGUACAAUGGCACUAUUCCAGAAAAUUCAACUGCUCCGCCAAUUCAGGUGGACCCUGCAGAUGUUCCCAGAGGACCAUGUUGGGAAACAAUGGUAGGCCAGGAAUUUGUACGGCUGACAGUCUCUGACACGAUGACAACAUAUAUCACAAUUCUAAUUGGUGACUUCUUGAGAGCUGUCUUUGUUAGGUUUUUCAAUUACUGCUGGUGCUGGGACUUGGAAUAUGGAUUUCCAUCAUAUUCAGAGUUUGAUAUAAGUGGGAAUGUGCUCGGACUGAUAUUUAACCAAGGCAUGAUCUGGAUGGGAUCUUUUUAUGCUCCAUGUCUCCCAGCAAUCAAUGUGUUCCGACUCCAUACUUCAAUGUACCUGCAAUGCUGGGCAGUGAUGUGCUGCAAUGUUCCCCAGGAGAGAGUCUUCAAAGCAUCCAGAUCAAACAACUUCUACAUGGCCAUGUUGCUUUUCAUUCUCUUCCUUUCUACACUGCCUGCUGUGUACACCAUUGUCUCCAUUCCACCAUCUUUUGACUGUGGCCCUUUCAGCGGGAAAACAAGAAUGUUUGAAGUCAUAUCAGAAACUCUGGAGCAUGACUUCCCUUCUUGGUUUGGGAAGGUAUUUGGUUAUGCCUCUAACCCUGGACUCAUCCUACCUUUUAUAUUACUGAUGGUCCUGAGUAUUUAUUAUCUCAAUGCUACAUCCAAGUCCUACAAGGAAGCUAACCUGGAACUUAAAAAGAAACUACAAAGUCAAGCAGAAGAAAACAAAAGAAGAAAUAAACAAAAGGCACAGAAAUCAAAUGAACAAGAGGAAAAUCCAUUUGAGACAGAGCCACCACAGUCAAAGCAAAAAGGAGGCAAGCAAGAUGAAUCUGCUGCAAAUCAAGAUAACAAGAAAGAACAGAGUGGCAAUGAAGCAAAGACAACAGGUCAGCCACAGGAAGCAAGUGCAAGUUCCUCUCAGAAACCACAGCAUCCAGGCGCUGCCCUGAAUGGCCACUAUCCACCACAGGGCAGAGGAGGAAACCUUCUUCCCCCGCCCAUAGCUGUGACUCGGCCACCGGGGCCAAGUGGGUAUGCAGCACCAGGCUAUCCACCCGGACACCCACGGUUUCCAGGGGUACAGCCAGGAAUGCCCAGAGGUCCUCCCCACUACAGAUAAGGAAGCUGUCUGUCCUUUUCUGCUUUGUUAUAAGGUUCAGGACACUGAAGGAGACAGGAGUGAUCUUGACUUGCAAAAAACUCCUGGAAAUGCAGAACUCUGUUGUGUUUAUUAUAAAUCUUCAUCUGCAUAUUCAUGCGCUUCAAUUUUUGUGGGAUGGGACUUUUCAGCAGAAAAAAAAAAUGCAUCUGUCUGCUUGCUUUUCAAGAUAUUGCAAAAAUGUGUGUCAAAACUAGUUUAGCUGUGUCAAAAUGAAACUUAAGGUAUGUACUGGAAAAUAUUGUUAGGAAAAUAAAAAUUAUUUUGUAAUUUUUUGUUAUUUUCUUAAAAGCUUGUAACAGUGUCUCUAAUUCCUUUUUCUCUUCCUCAAACAUGUUAGCUGGAAACACAGCUUCUUAGAAAGUGCACUGAAGUCUGUUAUAUUUAAAAACUGCAAAUGGCUUGACCUAUGCAGUAGAGAUAUGCUUACUCAAAGAGUUCUGAUUUUGCAUGAUGAAACUGUGAUCGUUUCAGAAGUUGGGUAAUUAUCUCUAAAGUCUUUGGGAAAUUAUUUUAGACAUAAAAGAAAAGCAAAAUUCUGCCUGUUGCUAUGAAGAAAAUUUAACUCCUAUUGCAGUGCCACUUUUAGCUAAUACAGCAAUAAUGAGUUUUAUCAUAUUUAGAAAGACUAAAUAUGAAUUAAAAAAAAUAAAGUGGUGAAGAAGUAUUUUCUGUGCGUAUAUAUGCAAAUAUGAAUUUAAGGAAUAUAGGUAAGGCUGUUAUCCGUAUUUUUCCCCAGAUACCAGGAUUUUGUUCUUGCACAAAGACAUUUAUUACUGCAUAAGAAUAUAUGCUAUCCAUCUGCUCUGUGGAUAUAUUAUUGUAAAUUUGUAUUGAUAUCUAAAGAGUCCAGGGUGGAACAGAUCUUUAGUAUGAUAGUGUAGUAGAAACACAGAAUAGAUGCAUGUUCAUUUGUAAACUGUUGUUACUUAUUCCAAUGAGACAGUCAUAUUUUUAUGUUCUGAUUUUAUUUUGCUGUCCAGACUUCAGGCUUUGAUAUUUAUCUUAAUACUCAGAGGAUAAAUAACAGCAGUAUAGUCAAUAGACUGUCUUCUGAAAAAUAAAUGCAAUUCUGCAUUUAUUCUGGGGAUUUUCUGUAUAAAAUGGGUUAAUUUUGUACCAUAGAACAAAAAGUAUAUAAUAUCUCAGUAUUUUGCAAGUCUGUGGUAUCACACACACACACACAAAUAAAUAAUCCAUUUAAUCAGAUUGUGGAACCUAUGGGAAAAAAAAUUACAUAAAACUAUACAGUCUGCAUAUCCCCAUAAAACAGUCAGUCAAAUGCAAAUUCCAACUCAAGCAGUCUAUAAAUCAAUUGCCAGAUGCUAGGAGGAUAAACUAAAGGAAAGUUCACUUUAAAAUCUACUUAAUUCUUGCACUGAUUCUAUAAGCAUCUGCUAUCGGGUAGUGAUAGGACAUUAGAUCAAUCAGAUCUUUAGCCAGCAUCAGCAUGACUGCUCUGUGUACAAACACAAAGCACUGCUAAGUGAAUUGAGAGAUAACUGCAUUGCAAUAAGCAUGAGGUCUUUCCUAGCAGACAAAAUGGAAUUGCAUUGCUGCUAACUGAGUGGACAAAUGGGUUAAGACUGGAUCCCAAGGAAGGUCUGCAUCUGGGGUACUGCGAUUCUUGUAAUUUAAAUUACACAAAGUGCAGCAUGGAUCAUUUCAUCUUUGGAAGAUAAGAUUUUUAAUCUAUGGAGGUCAGAUGUUUUCAGAAAAUAGAGUAACUUAAACCUUUAAAAAUGUGAAAUAUUCAAAAUAUUAAAUCUGAACACACUUUUAGUCCAGAAAUACAUUAAAUUGUAAGCUAAAAGUAAGCCUCAGUGCUCUAGGGUUUUCCCUCAUCCGUGGGUUUAGAACAAACUUUUCCAAAGAACAAGGAAAUGUUUGUCACAAGAUAUUAGUUUGAGACUUUUUACACCUACCACAGACAUUCAUAUAAGAAAAUGCUGAAUAUUCCUUAGAAAAAAAGGAGAUGCUAUCUGCAAUCAAGGCCAUGCAUUACAUCCUUGUUUAGGAACAGGUGAAGAAACUAAUUUUAAAUAUUCUUUGUGACAUGGCAAUCCAUACAAAGGAGAAAAGAUAGAGCAGCUUUUCAAGGUUAUUGAAAUAAAUUAGAGUAACAAACUGGUUCUGAAGCAGUCUGGUUCCAUGCAAGCAUCCAUACAGGCCUUAAUAAGGAUCUCUAGUUCCUUUAGGAGUGAAAAAUUUCUGUGUUUUUUGCUUAGUUUUUAAGUCUGCAGAAUUGUUUUGCAUCAUGAAUGGGAAAGAGAGAGUCCACCUGCUAAAAUUAUUCUGUUACACUGAUACUUUUUUUCAGCAAUAUUUUCAACAACAAAUGUCUUCUCCGUAUGCAUCCGUACAGGCACAUAUAAGCAUGUAAUAUCUGACAUGAAUAACAGUAACGAAGAUCGAUGUUCCUUAUGUCCUGUGAUCAGCAUUGAUCACUGCAGUGACUGUAAAUAAGAUAUUUAUUCUUAUUCCUUAAUGUACCUAAGUAAAGACCUUUGCUCACUGUUAUAUGAAGCUUUGCUUUCAGUGCUUUCCAGCUUAGUUCUGUUUAAUCAAUUGACAUAUUCUUAAUAAAAUAACAUGGAUUUAACAGACAAGAUCUGAUAUUAUACCUUAUCAGUGUUCAAUAUUAAAUCCACAUUUAGGAAAAGAUGCUGCUUACUUGUUAAAAGUAACCUGAAAGUGCUUUACAGUUCAUUUCCUUUCUGUAAAUCCUUUCUCCAGUCCUUCUAUAUUUUGAGUCUUUAGUUCAAUUACUUUACCUCCACUUUAAAAAAAUAAAAAAAAUUUAAAAAUCUGAGCAUGUUCAUGGAGAUGAUAAAGAUUCUGGAAGGCUUUGUUGCAGCCUUUCAGUAUUUAAGGGGAACUUACAAGAG
Molecule: messenger RNA, 13237 nt
Organism: Gallus gallus (chicken)
Lineage: Eukaryota; Metazoa; Chordata; Aves; Galliformes; Phasianidae
Gene: TMC1
Product: transmembrane channel like 1
Exons: 20
Coding region: 7452-10310 (952 amino acids)
Biological process (GO): vestibular reflex; detection of mechanical stimulus involved in sensory perception of sound
Cellular component (GO): plasma membrane
Molecular function (GO): mechanosensitive monoatomic ion channel activity
Source: RefSeq, a predicted model, not a curated record